Messenger RNA from Paramecium pentaurelia, 1282 nucleotides. Lineage: Eukaryota; Ciliophora; Oligohymenophorea; Peniculida; Parameciidae. The record is from the annotation of a GenBank genome assembly.
AUGUAUAAAUCCAAACGAACCCAAUUUGGAGGAUCAACUGCCAGUACCUUGGAUCUGUUACAGGCAUAGGAUUGUCUCUUUUGUCAAUAAUCUUAGAAAUUUUGCUGUCUGAUUACAAGAGCUCUUUACAUCAAAUAUUCAGCAAGCCAGAACUAUUACUAUCAAAAGGAUAUUAAUAUAAUACUAUUGCAAUAACGAUCUAAACAAUAUACUACUUAUAAAGAAUGGACUUAUUAUGAUACUAAUGAAUAUUUAAAACGAUUUUACUCCUUAACUGAUACAAGAUAAAAAACUAUUGUAUUAACUGAAUAUUAUAAGGUAAUUACUUUCAAAACUAUACUGAAUAGUUUCAUCGAGAUAUUCCACGUCUUUUCAUGUUGCCUAUAGCUUUAACAUUAUCUAAAUAUCAUGAUAAACGCCGAAGAAUAGAAUAUAUCAGAAUAUCUAGGAUGCUAGGAGGACAUAUUGAAUAGCCAACCCCAACAUAAAAUUCUAUCUAAACAGUAUUAAUUGAAUAAUUACAUAAACUUAGUCAUUGCAGAAUCUUUUGGGCUAGUUGAAUUUUACAAAAUAAGAAUAAUCUAAUACAUUAAUCGAAAUAUAAAAAAAUUUAAAAGAAGCCAUAAAUACAUCCAAAAACAUUCAAAAGGAAUUUGAUUCUCGUAAAUAUAAUCUACCUCUAUAACUAAAAAAUUCUGAUUAUUACAAUAAAUCAAAAUUAGAUCAUAAAUCUGAUACGAAUUCAAGAUUAGACUUUAAAGAAAACUUUAAUGAUCUAUUUUAAAAAAAAAAACCUUUAAAAAAUUCUGGUAUUUAAACCUAAAGAGAAGUUUCAUAACCUAAAGUAUAUAGCACUGAAAAAAACUGCAAAUUUUAGGUUCAAUAGAUUCCCCUCACUUAAAGGAAUGGCAAUAAUACAAAAUAAUCAAUUUCUCCUAGACCAACAACUCAAAGAUCAAUAAAACCAUAAAUUAUGUAAUUAUUAAAGCCUAACCAUAAUAACAAUAAUAAAUUAAAGGCUACUAAUAUUAUAUUAGAAUGUUUAAUGAGAAAGUUAAAUUUAGAUCAAAAGGCUAUCACAAAAUAAAAAUCCAAAUCUCCUAAUAAUCCUUCUAAUCAAUAAGUAAAAAGAAAGAGAAGAGUAAUGAGUACAAAUUAAGAAACAACAAAAAUAGAUCUGAGUUAACUUAAAUAAAAAUAAUCUUAAUUACUUUAGAGUAAAUUUGAUUAAAAUAUUAUUAAUAAAGGAUAUAAAACAGGAAGAGCCUCAGCAAUGGCUUGA